This is a messenger RNA of Plasmopara halstedii, 249 nucleotides long. RefSeq lists its product as uncharacterized. The record is from RefSeq and is a predicted model, not a curated record. The transcript has 2 exons. NCBI's taxonomy places the organism in Eukaryota, Oomycota, Peronosporomycetes, Peronosporales, Peronosporaceae. Bases 1 to 249 code for a protein of 82 amino acids.
AUGGCGGGAAGCAACCAAUGGCUGGGAGAAUUUUCUGGUGGUGGUGGUCGUCGCGGGGAACCCCAGCCCCAGAUCCGACCGCAGUCGUUAAAACCGGAGGAACGAGCCGAUAAUCAAGCAAAGGCUGAGAAUGACUACGAUCGCGCUGGUGAUGCUAAGAGCCCGCUUGAUCACGUCAUACCUCUGGCAGUGUCACCCAUGGAUCCAUUCGGCGUUGCAGAGCGGCUCAUUCCCUGCCGCCAAGAGUAG